Molecule: messenger RNA, 752 nt
Organism: Racocetra persica
Lineage: Eukaryota; Fungi; Glomeromycota; Glomeromycetes; Diversisporales; Gigasporaceae
Source: the annotation of a GenBank genome assembly
AAAAAUUAUGGGAUGGAGAUGCUAACCAUGUAUCUCUAUUAUUAACAAUUGAGGAGACAUUAAAAAUGGUGGAUGAAAUUUUAAAACCAUUACUAGAUCAUUAUGAUACGGACUUUGGAGGAUCUUACAUAGAGUUAAAAAAUGAACUUAUAAUGGUCCCAACAUUAGAUCCGGAAAUGAUCGAAAAGAUAAGAUUUUCACCUCAUAUAAUUGAUUACCGAAAUUAUUUAUUGUUCGAACCAGCAAUUAAAUCCUUACGUCAAUUAAGAUACGAAUGGUAUCAUAUAAAACAAUUAGUUAUAGAUCAUAGAAAAAAUACUAAAAGCAUACUGUCCAUUCUCAUUUACACUGAUGAAAAGGCCAAUAAUAACGUUGUAGUUAUUUCAAAUGAUGAUGGAAGUAAUGAAAGACUUAAAGAUGCCAUUAAACAUUAUAACCCGAUAAUAAUUUAUAAAGCAACCCAGCCACAUGAUUCAAGUAUUUCCAAACCUAGACGCCAAAGUAAAGUCGGCAUACGUAUGAACUUGAUCAUUGCAAACUUUGAAGCGGAUAAAGGUGAUAGCGGAGCAGCUAUAUUUUCCUUUUCACGGCCACAAGACUUGCGGUUAGUAAAUUUAAUUGGUAUAAACACUGGAGGUUUCAAACUAGCUAGUUUACACGAUGGAAGUGACCAAUUAACUACCAAUCUACCAAUAGAAUUUAUUCUUAAUAACGAUAAAAUACCGAUAACUCUUGUCACACAACCUAUUUAA